Messenger RNA from Solea solea (common sole), 1338 nucleotides. RefSeq names its product integumentary mucin C.1-like. The coding region runs from base 167 to 778 and encodes 203 amino acids. Lineage: Eukaryota; Metazoa; Chordata; Actinopteri; Pleuronectiformes; Soleidae. The transcript has 3 exons. The record is from RefSeq and is a predicted model, not a curated record.
CGACACACCCCUCCACUCAACGAAACACCCCUUUACUCAACCAAACACCCCUUUACUCAACGAAACACCCCUUUACUCAACGAAACACCCCCUCACACUACACGACACUCUGAUUGGGUCUCAAGAGACUGCGUCUGAAACGUGAUGACGUUUACGUUGACCGAGUAUGAAGAGAGAACCCGAAAAAGUAACACGGGAAAAACACGGGAAAAUAACGGAGGAAAAGAGCAACACUACGUUCAGUGAAGGAGCAGACCCUGAGCUGAGGAGAUGCGACUCGGACACUUAUCAGUGUCAGAUCUGCACAAAAAAGGGGAGCUAUGCAAAGCUUGUGUCCCAUCUGCAGGGACACCAAAGGUCAAUGGUGGAGUACGGUGGAUACAGUGUAUACAGAUGCCACCUUGACUGUGUGAAAAGCAGCCACUACCACUGUUGGUGUUGCACAACAAUCAUUGCGACCAAACAAUAUUUCAUCAAGCAUUUCAUAACCUGCUGCAAGACAGCAUCCACAGCAACUCCACAAUCCACAGUGACCCCAGCAUCCACAGCUACCCCACCAUCCACAGUGACCCUAGCAUCCAGGGUCACUCCACCAUCCACAGCAACUCCACCAUCCACAGUGACCCUAGCAUCCACAGCAACUCCACAAUCCACAGUGACCCUAGCAUCCAGGGUCACUCCACCAUCCACAGCAACUCUACCAUCCACAGUGACCCUAGCAUCCAGGGUCACUCCAGGGUCACUCCACCAUCCACAGCAACUCCACCAUCCACAGUGACCCUAGCAUCCACAGCAACUCCACCAUCCACAGCAACUCCACAAUCCACAGUGACCCUAACAUCCAGGGUCACUCCACCAUCCACAGCAACUCCACCAUCCACAGUGACUCCAGCAGCCCCAGCAGCAGCCCAUCGAAAAAAAAUAUUGUUGGCAAAGCACUCUAAAACAACAUGCGGUUUUUGUAGCAAAACAGUGCUUAGAAAAAAUCUCAAAACACACAUUGAAAGGCAACACAAGGUGAAAUCAUUGGACAUAACAGCAGAUCAUCACCUUAACUCUGUGUGUGUUGACAGGAGAAAUGGAAUUGUUGCAGUGUCAAGAUCUUUUAAGGGUACUGCACAAUACAUCCAUGCCCAAAAAUGUACCUGGGGUAGUAACCCUAGUAGGCCUUUAUUAAACACACCUUUUUGUAACAGACAGGUUGCCAUGAUGUUGAAAGUUUGCAAAAACAAAUGAAAUUAUUCAAAACGUUACAUUGUACAGAAGUGUGUUCACAGUGGAAUUUGUGAUACUAUAUUGUAUAAAUGUGAUAUUAUAUUGUAUAAACGUGAUAAUUAU